GCUGAGGGGAGGACAUGGCGUGGGUGUAACUGAAGACAAGUGAGAGCGGGAGCAAGGAGGAAAGAAGCAGUCCAGACGUGACUCAUCGUCACCCUGCAACAGCUAGCGCGAGGUACUAAUCCUGCUGUGAACAAGAGAAAAAGAGCAGGCUUGCUCGACCAGGAUGUUCGAAGGCCUCAGGAUGACGAUGCUUCCAUCGUCCAUUUACUGGUCGUCAGAGGCGGGCGUCGUAGGUGAGUUUUGUGAUGCGGUUUUGGGAACAAAUGAGAGGUAGAAGAUGGGUUCGGAGGAUUUUGUGCGGCAAAUUAGUGUGCCAAGCAUCGUCCACCAGCACUCGUUUGAUGGUUUACUAACAUCGAUGGUAGAUGGAGUUUCUACCGGGGAACGCCAUGAUGCGAUGCGAUUGCUCAAAGGCACAUGGAUGAGCCCAGUUGACUCUUCCUCUUACUCUGGUGCGUUGAAAUGCUUCAGCGGCAGUGUCGAUGAGAAAUAUGCCUGCUGGAAUAAGAAAAGCGCAUGAGGGGACCUUGUACAGAAAUAUUUUCGACCAGGGAGGAUGUUACAGCGGAUAUUGAAUGUUGAUUGCAGUAUUGAAAAUUCAAUUUGAACGAUUUAGAAACAUGAUCUUGAAAGUCUUGGAGCCAAUUUCAUACUUUACUUCUCUUAAUCAGACUUUUUGUCAACGU
Messenger RNA from Guillardia theta CCMP2712, 686 nucleotides. RefSeq lists its product as hypothetical. Bases 278 to 520 code for a protein of 80 amino acids. NCBI's taxonomy places the organism in Eukaryota, Cryptophyceae, Pyrenomonadales, Geminigeraceae. The transcript has a single exon. The record is from RefSeq and is a predicted model, not a curated record.